AUGCCCAAAUUUCCUGUUUUUUUCAUCUCUCAUGGAGGACCUAAUCUUUUAGAAGAUCAAGCUAGGCCCGGGCAUUUUUAUAGCUGGCUUGGUAAUUAUUUAAAGAACGAGCUAAAACCAAAGGCAAUUGUUAUUAUUAGUGCACACUGGCAAGGUGAAGGCAGAGAGGGCGUAUUUGUUGAUACUUCUGAAAAGCCAAAGUUGAUUUAUGACUUUUAUAAUUUCCCUAGACGUUAUUAUGAGGAGAAAUGGGAUCAUAAAGGUUCACCUUCUAUGGCUAAUCGUGUUAUAGAUUUAUUAAACAAGUCUGGAUUCAAUGCAAUAGGACAAAAAUAUGGUAACGACCAUGGUGUCUGGGUGCCUUUAAAACGUGCAAUGGAAUCAAAUCCUGAUAUUCCAAUUGUGGAAGUGUCUACAUUAGCUCAUGAAAACAUGCAAAUGCAUAUAAAGAUGGGUGAAGCACUAGCACCUUUAAGAGAUGAAGGUGUAGUUAUUAUUGGUAGUGGAAGUGCUGUGCAUAAUUUAAAUCAGCUUUGGACCUUUGGUAAUGGCCCUUCACCUAGAUUUGUAGUAGACUUUGAUCAUGAAUUAGAAAAAAUAGCUUGUGAUUAUGUAGACCAAGAACGUAAAGAAAAGAGUAGUGAAUUAAAUAAGCAUCCUAACUUUAGAAAAUGUCAUCCUACAGCUGAGCAUCUUGUACCAUUUCAUGUUGCUUUAGGUGCUGCUGGUAAUGAUAAAGGAAAAAAAUUACUAGAAGAUUACUUCUCUACACUUAGUUGGAGCUCAUUUGGAUUUGGUUUACCAACUGAUAUUAAAUUACCCAAGUAUGAUUCAAGCAAGACUGCAUUUUAA
Molecule: messenger RNA, 852 nt
Organism: Cokeromyces recurvatus
Lineage: Eukaryota; Fungi; Mucoromycota; Mucoromycetes; Mucorales; Mucoraceae
Product: Extradiol ring-cleavage dioxygenase, class III enzyme, subunit B
Exons: 6
Coding region: 1-852 (283 amino acids)
Molecular function (GO): zinc ion binding; oxidoreductase activity, acting on single donors with incorporation of molecular oxygen; ferrous iron binding
Source: RefSeq, a predicted model, not a curated record